AUGGAUGUACCGAUGCAUUCUUAUCAACUUGUGUUCGUCAGCAUUCUGUCUAUGGCUUGUCGCUGCUUGCCUGAAAGAUUUCUGGGAGAGCCACCUCAAAACCUACAAAUGGAAUCUUACAAUUUUCAGCACAUUUUGUCCUGGCAGGCAAAAAGUGAUCCAACUAUGCCAACAUACUAUCAUGUGCUGUUCAGUGACCGCAGGAACUGGAAGACUGCUGAACAAUGUUCAAACAUUACACAACUCUUCUGUAAUGUGACAGAUGAUUUUAGACAGGUGAACACUCAGUAUUCUGCAUUGGUUCAGAGCUUUGUAGGAAAUAAAGAAUUCAAUUCUUCUGUACUUCAUUUUUUGCCAGUUACUGACACAUUCCUGGGACCACCAGAAGUUAAUAUCAGUUCCUGUCUAAACUGUAUAAAUGUCACCAUAAAGCUGCCAACCUCUUACUUCAGAGAAAAUGGAAAGCUACUGUCUUUAAUUGAUAUAUAUGAAGAGCUUGAUUAUGAUAUAACACUGAAAACACUUGAUGGAGAGCAUAAGAGGCCACGUGAGCAAACCACUGAAGAUGUUUUUAAUACUGUCAUUGAAGAAUUGUAUCCAAAUAGAAAUUACUGUGUGUCUGUUAUGGUCACUGCGUCUCUAAACAAACAUUCCAUCCCAUCAGCCUGGAAAUGUGUAACUACAGACUCUGUAGCUCAACAAGAUUAUAGUACAGUUGUAAUCACAUGUGCUGCAUGUUUUUCACUGAUUUUCGCUGCUGUCCUGAAGUGUACACAUGCAGGAGGCUAUAUUCUUAAAAAUAAAUCACUUCCACAUACUUUGGUAUUCAUGAGGAGGUUAGCCUAUCCACCUUGGACAUUUGAAUCUGAAAAAAUAGCCUCUGUAGAGAUCAUUUACAAAGAGGUUAAAAAAAAGGCAAAUGAAUCCAGUGGUGGUAUCAGUGAUGAAGAUGAGAGUGAUGACAGUGAUGUCAUAAGUAAUCAUGACUAUACAAAGCGUGAUAUCUUAAAUAGAGUACCUCAUUCCUCUGAUGUGCCAGAUGUAUCCAUGCAGUACCCUACAAAUAGCGUGUGUGAUGACAUCAGCAGCCAGGCAAGCGAAAAUCCAGACACUGACCCAGAAGAUGUUGAAGAGCAGGAGCUGGGCAUUGAAGAAGAGAAAGUCACAAGUCAUGAGUUACUUAAUCCUUUCUCUGAGGCAAAUUGUAACUAUUCUUCAAGGCCAAGGGACGGUGCUUGCUUUACCAUUAACUUAAAAACCGUGCUGUUGGGAGCCUCUGAAGAGAAUGCGGAUAGUUCUGCAGCUCUUCUUUCUUCCCAAGAAGAUGCAGCUGAUUGGCAAUGUACUCAUGCUGUUGAAGCAAAACUCCUGGAUGACACAGAAAGUGUGCAGAAACCCCACUGUCAUAAUGACUCUCAUGAGUGGGAAAACUCUUCUCCAUCUUCUGAUGAAAGUGACUUAUCAGAUUCAGAUACGUACCAAAAAAAUGAAUACAUAAGAAGAUGA
Nestor notabilis (Kea) is the source of this 1506-nucleotide messenger RNA. It is a transcript of the gene IFNAR2, whose product is annotated as interferon (alpha, beta and omega) receptor 2. The coding region runs from base 1 to 1506 and encodes 501 amino acids. The record is from RefSeq and is a predicted model, not a curated record. Gene Ontology annotation, molecular function: interleukin-22 receptor activity; protein binding. NCBI's taxonomy places the organism in Eukaryota, Metazoa, Chordata, Aves, Psittaciformes, Psittacidae. The transcript is spliced from 8 exons.